Molecule: messenger RNA, 732 nt
Organism: Aspergillus viridinutans
Lineage: Eukaryota; Fungi; Ascomycota; Eurotiomycetes; Eurotiales; Aspergillaceae
Product: oxidoreductase, short chain dehydrogenase/reductase family
Exons: 1
Coding region: 1-732 (243 amino acids)
Molecular function (GO): oxidoreductase activity
Source: RefSeq, a predicted model, not a curated record
AUGCCCUCCAUCAAAAACUUCACAAUCGUCAUUUUCGGCGGCAGCGCCGGCAUCGGCUACGGCGUCGCCGACAAAUGUCUCUCCGAAGGCGCCAUCGUGCACAUCGCCUCCUCCAACCCCUCCCGCAUCACUCAGGCCGUCUCCUCCCUGAAAGAAAAGUAUCCCGCCGGGCAAGUAACAGGCCACACCUGCGAUCUCUCCCUCCCCGACGUCGAGCAACGCCUCGUCAAACUCUUCGAGGAAAUCGGCUCUUGCGACCACAUCGUCUACACCGCCGGGGACGCCUUGGCUGUCAAGCAGCUCAAGGACGUCGAUCUCCAGUUCAUCCAGAAGGCUGGACACAUCCGCUUCCAUGUCCCGCUGCUCGUCGCAAAACUUGCCCUGCGCGUCCUGAAGCCAGGGUAUACCUCGUCGCUGAUCCUGACGGGGGGUGCAGUCGGGGACCGGCCGCAGCCGGAUUGGGCGGUUGUUGCGGGGUAUUCGGCUGGGCUGCAUGGGAUGGUGCCCGGUCUGGCGUUGGAUAUGAAGCCGCUGCGGGUGAAUUUCGUGAGUCCUGGUCCGGUGAAGACGGGGUUGUUUUCGGAUGAGGUGGCGGAGAUGUUGGCGAAGAGGACGACGCUGGGGAAGGUCGGGAGUGUGGAGGAGGUGGCGGAGGCAUAUGUCUAUCUGAUGAAGGAUACUAAUGCCACGGGGAGCUGUGUGAGCUCAAAUGCAGGGUCUUUGUUGGUCUGA